Plasmodium yoelii is the source of this 2928-nucleotide messenger RNA. Its product is annotated as conserved Plasmodium membrane protein, unknown function. NCBI's taxonomy places the organism in Eukaryota, Apicomplexa, Aconoidasida, Haemosporida, Plasmodiidae. The record is from RefSeq and is a predicted model, not a curated record. The coding region runs from base 1 to 2928 and encodes 975 amino acids. The transcript is spliced from 5 exons.
AUGUCCGAGUAUAAAAUUAAAAGCUCAUAUUUUUCAACAAAAAAUAAAGUCAUAUUGUUAAUAUGUGUAUUUUUUUUUUCAUGCUCAACACAUAUAUUUAAAAAUGUAUUUCCCUUUUUGUUUAUGCUUACAAAUUCAUAUGGAAAAGAUAGUAAUGAUCAUAAUGUAAAAAUCGAUAUAAAUAACAAUAAAACUAAUAAAUUUUACAAACAGAAAAAUAAUAACAAUGUUACAAGAUACCCAAAUAAAAAUUACAAUUAUUCUGAUAAAUAUUUGAACAUAUUAGAAGAUAAGUUCGAUAUGGAUAGUGGUGAUAUGGUUAGACAGAAUUAUAAAGAUGGAAAUGGUGGAAAUGGCGAAAAUGAUGAAAAUGGCGAAAAUGGCGAAAAUGAUGAAAAUGGCGAAAAUGAUGAAAAUGGUCAAAAUGGCGAAAAUGGUCAAAAUGGCGAAAAUGAUGAAAAUGGUCAAAAUGGUCAAAAUGGUCAAAAUAACAAAAUUAGCAACCAUUCAAUAUACUUAUAUAGUAAUGUGUUGACAUUAAUAUAUAUUAGCUCUUUAGUGACAUAUGUAUUUAUUUUAUUCUUUGAUUUAAAUAAAAAAAAAUAUAUAUUAAGUAGCUUGUAUAUUAUUAAUUUGAUAUCACAUUGUAUAAUUUUUUUAAUCUUAAACCGUAUACAAAUUAGCAACAAAAAUGUAAUAAAUAAGAAUGGUCACAAUUACAAACAUAUGAACAUAAUAAAUAGUGAACAUGUUUUACAAAAAAAGAAUUAUUAUGAAUUUAAGAGAAAAGAAAUAAAUUUAUUUUUCCAUGUUAAUUUAAAGAAUAAUUUUACACCCAACUUUAUUGAAGAUUAUGCUAAUCUACCAUAUUAUAAUAACAAAAUGAAUAAGACUUGUUUUUAUAACAAUAUGGAUGAAAAACAAAUAAAUGAUGAUAUAUAUAAUACAAAAUAUUUUUAUUUAUUUUAUUUAUUUAUUAUAAUUAGUUCUGUGUGUAGUGCAUAUAUCAAAAUAUAUCAAAAAAAUAUAUUAUAUUGUAUAUUUUAUUUAAACAUUGGUAUUAUAACAUCAUUAUUAAUAUUAAUGAAUAGUAUAUUUAAAAUAAUGGCUCACUCAUUGAAUUAUAUUAUGUCAAAUAAUAAUAUGAAUAUAAAUAUUAGUGAUUAUAUUCUUAUGUUUUCAUUUAUUGAUAUGUUUGGGUUAUUUAUUAUUUUUGUAUUUUCUUAUAAAUGGUCAAGUCAAAAAAAAUUAUGGGUUAAUUUGAGUACUAUUUUUUAUAAUUAUAAAUAUAUAUGUUUUUAUAUUAAUAAAACAUAUUAUUUAUAUUCAACAGAUAAAAAUAUAGAUAAUAUAAUUGCACAAAUAGAUAUGUGUAAAGAUCCAAAUGUUGAUAUUACAUUUUCGGCAUAUAUCAAUAUAGAAAAAUCUAUAUUUUAUGAUUUUUUCCUUAAAAAUAAAAAUAAAGAAAAUAAGUUAAAUAUUAUAGAAAUUAAAGAUAAAAAUUUUAAAAUAACAACAACUUAUAAUACAAAAAAUGCUCAAUAUAAUGAAAAUGACAAAUCUAUAUUUAAAGAUGUUGAAAACCCUAAUAUUACCCCAAGUUAUAAUAGAAAAAAAAAACACAGCCAUACUAUUAAGCCUUAUAAAAUUCAUAUAGAAACUAUUAAUAAAGAUUUGUUUGAGGAGAUGGAAAAUUUAACAAACAUAGAAAAAGAAGAGACUGACAAAAUAGUAAUAAACAAAUCUAACAGCAGUAAUAAUGUUAUUCCAGACAUCGAGGAUAAUAAAAUUCCAAUUUCUUCGAUAAAUAAUUCUAUUAAUAAAGGUAAUGGUUAUUCAAAUUGUGAAAACUUAAAUGAUAUUCACUUAUUUAAUGACAGUAGUAUAAAAGAUAAAAUUGAGGAUGUUGAAAAUAAAAAUAGUUUGAAUAAAAAUAGUUUGAAUAAAAAUAGUUUGAAUGUAAACGUCGAAACAAAUUUAAACACUAAUGAUAAUUCAAAUAAAAGUUCCAAUGACUUUAUUACGAAUAUAAAAUCUAAACAGCCAAUUAUAGAAGAUGAAUUUGAAAAAACAAUAAAUAUAACAGAAGGAGAAAUAGAAGAAAAAAAAAAUAAAUUUUUAGUUCCUAAUCAUAAUGAAGAUGAUAAAUAUAUAGAUUAUGACAACUAUGAUUUAUCUUAUAAAAAUUAUAAUUCUCCAUUAUUUAUAAAAAGAGAUAAAGAAAUAAAAAAUAUUCAAAAUAAUUUUAUAAUUUUUCAAAAUAUUAAAACAAUUUUUUCAUCAUUUACUUUUUAUUUCUUUUUCUUUAUAUUUAUAUAUGCAUUCUUGUUAUCAAUUAUGCAUAUAUUUGUUAAUUACUUUUUUUACAUAUAUUUAUUUGUGUUUAAUAUUAAUAUAUAUAUAUCAAAUAUAUAUACAAUAAUUAUGACAUUUGUAUCACUAAUAGCUAUACCAUUUUCUGGAUAUAUAAUUGACAACAUCGGAUCAUUUUUAUUUCUUCUCCUAUGUUCUUCUUUUUUCAUUUUAAUUGCAAUAUCUGGGACUAUAUAUUGUUGUAUCUUUAAUUUACGUUCGGAAGUGAUAGCAUUUAUCUCCUUUAACCUAAUAGGUAUAAGUGAGUCUAUCAUUCCUACUGUUAUUAUUUCACAAAUACCAACCCAUUUAUGCGUAAAAAAAAAUGAGGAUAUCACCGCAGCUUUUGCAAUAUUUGAAUUAGUUUCAAUGCUUAUUGUUAGUGUAAAUAAUUAUAUUUUUGGCUAUUUCUUGAUUAAUAAAGAAUAUUUGAACGGAUUAUACAUAUUAUUUGUUUUUGUCAUAUUAGUGAUUUCCCUUAUUUUUCUACUAAUAUUUACCAUAUAUUGGAAGACAAAACCAAAUUCCAAAUACGUAAAUACGAAUAAUACCGACAUAACACAGCCGCUUCUUUAA